GCACUCUUCCAAGAAAAAAAAAACUCUCUAGCAAUACACACCAAACUGAGCAUGUGCAGAGUGUCUCCAAAUGAUAUGUCUUAUCAGGAGAUAGGGGGACACUGGAGGAAGGGGAGAAUCAGAGAAGUUAGGUCAAACAGCGAUUUUACAUGAUGCGGGGGAUUAACCCCUUAGUUCCCACAGUGAGUAUAACCAGCAUGCUUUACUGCCAGGGGCGGACUGACCAUUUGGAAACUCGGACACUGCCCGAGGGUACGGGGUCAGUAGGGGGCCCC
This is a messenger RNA of Staurois parvus, 275 nucleotides long. NCBI's taxonomy places the organism in Eukaryota, Metazoa, Chordata, Amphibia, Anura, Ranidae. The record is from the annotation of a GenBank genome assembly.